CUUUUAACAAGACACUACACGAACGAGCUGGCAGUCGGGGAAGUACCUCGGUGAGCGUUGAUUGUCGAAUUGUCGUCGGAUUCAUGUCUAUUACUUUAUUGUUCCUUUCGCCAUAAUGAGCAAGAAGUGUUGGUUCGUACUGCGACAAACGCACUAUCCGCCGCCCACUGGAUUGGAAGACGGGACCGGACAGAUCAAGGGACCGGUAUGCUGCGGCCACAUCAUACCUGAUUUAGAGCACCUAGACAAAAUCAUCAACAUUUCAGGACCAUCGGAGAUCCCAGCAGAUAUGCCAAUUUACCACACAAAGUCCGAGAAUAUGUCCUGGGAGCAGAGUUCAGGACCAACAAUCAACCACUACGGACAUAUAGGUGCACCUAUCUUGGCGGCUGCUGGAAUCACUGCAACUGCCAGCGCUGGCAUAGCAUUCCAAAAGUCUGUCACCAACCAUGGCGAGUUCAAGGUGCUCGAUACCUACACAAUCCAAGCAACGCCGUCAUAUAUAGAGGACAGCAUCACUACUGAUGAGGUGUCGAGAUACAUACAGGAACACAAGAAAAUGGGAAGAUGGUCUUUUUAUAUGAUCACAGGCAUUGCAAUCGCUCGCGGUGCGCGAGUUCUCCGGUCGAAGGAACGGAAAAUUGGGCUCCACGGAGGCCUCGGAACUGGCCUCUACGGGCUGGCUGAUGCUGGUGUCGGGAUAGAGAACUCAACAGAAGAUAAACUUUCAAUGUCAGGAGAGACAGUGUCAGACUUCGUCUGGGCAGUACGGCUCGCCAGGAUACGCAAGGGUCUCUUAGAUAGAACAUGGGACUACGAGACCCAUUCGAAAGGUGCAACUUACAGCUUGGAUUCAGGGGAUCGUCUCGCCGAAAUGAAAGAGAUUCUGCACAACGAAGGAAUCGCGGACGAACGGAUAAUUGCACCUGGCAACGGUAGUGAGAUCUUUGUAGUCUAA
Messenger RNA from Colletotrichum scovillei, 958 nucleotides. RefSeq lists its product as uncharacterized. The coding region runs from base 116 to 958 and encodes 280 amino acids. The record is from RefSeq and is a predicted model, not a curated record. NCBI's taxonomy places the organism in Eukaryota, Fungi, Ascomycota, Sordariomycetes, Glomerellales, Glomerellaceae. The transcript has 2 exons.